This is a messenger RNA of Ruditapes philippinarum (Manila clam), 2487 nucleotides long. RefSeq names its product T-cell-specific guanine nucleotide triphosphate-binding protein 2-like. Bases 270 to 1490 code for a protein of 406 amino acids. The transcript is spliced from 2 exons. The record is from RefSeq and is a predicted model, not a curated record. Gene Ontology annotation, cellular component: membrane. NCBI's taxonomy places the organism in Eukaryota, Metazoa, Mollusca, Bivalvia, Venerida, Veneridae. Gene Ontology annotation, molecular function: GTP binding.
UAAAAUCCGUAUGCAACUGAACUAUCUCUUCAUCUAACCAUUGUAUUUAAACAAAUGUAUACCUGAUUCAGACAAUACAUUUUGAUGUGGAGUUAUUCAAACUUCAAGUGUAAAGUAUUGGAAUGAGCGGCUUUGUCUUAAUCAGCAUUUAAUAUGGACUUAAUUAUAUACCUCUAAAAUGGCGCGGUGCUUGCGUGCUUUUAAGUGGAUAUUUAUUGAAUGACGAUGAAGGAAAGUGUAAUUGUGUGAUAAAUAUUGGGUUUGAUGCAAUGGAAAAAGAUCAGUCCGUAUAUGAGCUAUCGGUGAACGAAGAUGAUGCUAAACAAGUCAAGGAUCAUUUUGAAGAAAAUGGUUAUAAAGGACUUCAUAAGCUGUUAGUCAAGAAACGAGACCAAUGGGUUGAUGUUCCGAUUCAUGUUGCACUUUCCGGGUCACUAGGUGCAGGAAAGUCUAGUUUUAUUAACACCAUAAGGGGAAUCAAAGCAGAUGAUAAAAUUGGAGCCGCUUUGAAUUAUGGUCAAACCACGAUAGAACCUAUUCCUUAUUCUCAUCCAAACAAACACUAUCUGAAAUUCUGGGAUUUACCGCAGCUAGGUUCACGUGCUUUUUCAAAGGAUUUAUAUCUUAAAAACAUAAACGUUAAUAGGUAUGACUAUUUCCUGAUAUUUGGAAAAGAUCAAUUCACAGAAAAUGAUUUCUGGUUUGCUAGUCAACUGCAAGCGUUAAACAAAAGAUACUACUUUGUAUGUACUCAUGUUGAUAAACAUGUCGAAAAGGCCCUUGAAGAAAAUAAGAAACUGGACCCGAGUGAUGUUCAAAGUAAAACAUUGAAUACUAUUAGAGAAAGGCUUAGCAAAUCUGUGAAAGAAGCAAAAGUAAAGAUUGACUACGUUUAUCUCAUAACUACGUCGGAUCUCCGUAAAUAUGAUGGCCCAAAGUUAGCUGAUGUCAUGAUUGAUGAUUUAUCAGAACGAAAGUGGGAAGCUAUGGCAUUAACAAUACACGUGUAUGCAAAGGGUGUUAUGCAUCAGAAAAGACGCGCGUUACAGAAGAGAGUGUGGAUAAUAGCGCUGAUGUCGGGGCUUGAAAAUGCUUGUCACAUUUAUGGACUUUCAUUCUAUUUGGAUUUAGAUCCAGUUAUAGCGGAAGUUCAGGAGUAUAGGCGACAAUUCGGUCUAGAUGAAGCAUCAAUUUUGAAAAUUGCGCGUACGUUAGACACAACGGUUGAGAGUCUUAAACAUGCGUCUGCUUUCAAAACAAAUUAUUCCCAAUUAGCGGAUGGUGGACUUUUGAGUCAGUACAAGACUUUGAGCGUGUAUGAUGUUGCAGAUGGGAUUACGCAAAGUUUCUCGCCAAUUUUGGGAGGUUUGAUCGGGUCCAACACAUCAUUUGGUUCUACUUAUCACGUUCUCAAUCGUCUUCUGGACAUGAUGGAAACAGACGCGUUGCGCAUGAUCGAGUAUGUGAAAUAUAGGAGUGCGGAAAUAUGAAAGUAACAUAAUUAGGAAAUAGGUUGAAUAUGUGUUUAUGAAAUGGAUUAUGUGAAGAAAUUAUAAAUGGAUAUUAUGAAAAAAUACAGAUCUGUUUGUGGCUAUGCCAGACAGGGAUUCGCAUCAAGAGCAGUUUAUUUUAAAUAUUGCUGAAUUUGUAUAGGGCUUAAAAUUUAAUUAUAAUUAGUGUAAUACGAUUUUAACUAUAUAUUCAGAACGACCUUUAACAUUUUUCUGUAAUCGAAAUAAGAUCAUUUCUCAUAGAGAUAUUAAGCCUUUUGUAAAUAGAGAUUGAUAAAACAUAUAUCUGCUAACAAUAUCAUGGGUACAAAACAAAAUGGAUACUCUAUUUUGCAAUAACCACGGUUGAACUAUGAUCCUAUAGAUGUAGCAUAGGCAAUUAUAGAUCAUAUUUCAUAUACAUUAUGGAAACCAGCCAAGCAAAGUUUACAGAUGUUGUCGAUAAACAAAGACAAAUAAUACAAAAUAAAAUGUCGAUAUUAAAGCAGUGUCAAAUAUUUGGCAGAGAUGUGGUUAAAUUAGUAAUAUUAUUCUUGAGCAAGGGUAUUGUUCUGUUUGUCAAUAUAAAGACAGUUGUAAUUAAGUGUUAAUAAUACAUUUAACUUUGACGUCUUUUUUACUGGUAUGAAAUCUGCACGAUAUAUAUUCAUAACAUUUAUGAUAUAAUAUCUCUCGGUGCAUUUUAUUGAAUAAGCUAAACAUGAUUCCAUACCAUUGUGUUUGAAUGUAGUUUAUAUAUGUAUGCAUGUAUUAGAACUAUUAUUGUUAAAUUAGCUAGUUGUUGAAAUAACAUAUAAAAUUACAUUAGUUUGUAUAUAACAUAAAUUAUUUCAUAAUUUGUUUAGAUUACUUUUAUUUACCCGAAAGAUGAAUACCUGUGACUAUCAGUGGAUUUUCACUAGGUAUAACGACCUAAUAGUGAUUAGUCCAUAAGCUUGAAAAUGAAUGUGUUAUAGUUUCUAUAACAAUAUAUCGG